This is a messenger RNA of Juglans microcarpa x Juglans regia, 1539 nucleotides long. RefSeq names its product protein FAF-like, chloroplastic. The coding region runs from base 7 to 1539 and encodes 510 amino acids. The transcript has a single exon. NCBI's taxonomy places the organism in Eukaryota, Viridiplantae, Streptophyta, Magnoliopsida, Fagales, Juglandaceae. The record is from RefSeq and is a predicted model, not a curated record.
CUGGAGAUGUCAACUCCUUCGAGCAAGAGCCUCUGCUUGCCUUCGUCUCUCUUGAUCUACAAAGAGGCUAAGAUUAUGGAAAAACAGGGCAUCGUCACCAUUCUCCGUUCAGACUGUGAAAGAACCAAAGCUGCUUCUCUCCGAAGAACCCAAUCCGCAGAUAUGUCCUCCAAGAAAUGGCUGGCUCAAAAUGGGUUCUCUCAGGCCAUGAAAAAGAUCUCCUCUGAACAACUUUUGGUGUCUUUAGCAGAUUCAUCUUCCUCGUCAGGAAAAGAGGACUGUGAAGAAAGGAAGGAUCAGCUCGAAGGGAAGGAGCAGAAGGAAGAGCUCGAGAAACCGGGACAAUUCGAUACAUGGAGCUCGAUUUUAUCAAAAAAGGACAACCAGGACACACCAAAAGUACUUCCGCCGCCUUAUACUCACCCUCUUGCGAAGAGAGCAGAGAGCUCUUUGAGCGAACAGAGUCUCGAGAUAUGCACGGAGAGUCUCGGAUCGGAGACCGGCUCCGACGGUUUCUCAUCAGACCCAUCAUCGGAGACGGAGGACGUGGAAGAGGAAAAGGAGGAUGAGGAAGAACAAGAACAAGAACAUGAUCUGAAGGUGUUCUCUCAAGCUUUUGAUCAUACAGAGGAAUUGAGGGUGGCAAAAUACCAUUAUGCUUCUACUCAUCAGAAAUCAAAGCCGAAAUCGUUCCCUCCACCUCUUCCUUCUCUCUCUCGUAAAGAUGGGGCGUCUCUCCUCAUGCAGACUCAUCGAGACAACGGACGAUUAGUCCUUGAAGCUGUGACCGUGCCUUCGCAAAACCAGUUCCACGCUGAACGGCAAGAUGGCCGCCUCAUCCUAACUUUCCUCAGUAGUCCCUCGAGUGAAGAUGCCAAAGAUGAAAAAUCGGAUGACGGCGAUCAGCAACAGGAGGAAGAAGAAGAAGAGAAAGUUAACAAAGAAGUGUUCGAAGAUAAAUUCGAGGACUUUGAGGAAGUUAAUGACGACGACGAAGGAGGACACGUGGAGAACGAGCCGGAAGGUGAAGAAGUUGAGAGCUUUGGUGAUGAAAAUGUACCCAAAGGAAUGGAAAUAGUGAUAAUCGAGAAAGAGCCAAAGUUGUCAAGUAGGGCGAUAAACGUCCAUGGAUUAGCUCUAACGGUGAACAAGCCGAUUAGAAUAGCAGAUAUGAUGAAUCCUUCAGUGACGAAAUGUCUUCCACCACACCCACUCGUGGCUCGGCUCAUGCCCUUAUCACCACAUGACGCAGCUUCCUCAAGUACUGCUGCUGCAGCAGUAGCUUCUUUCAAUUCUUACGAGUACUACUGGUGGGCCGAACCUACUGCGAACCCAAUUACUCAGCAAUUACCAACAGCCCUCCAAAGCAAUGGAAACAAACCCAUUAUCUCUAAGAUUCCAAUGCAUGAGCAGCGACAGCUCUUUGUUGUGAGAGGAAACAAAGGAGAUUACUCGGGUCCUUUGGUAAACCUAAAAGGCUGCAAGGAGCCUAGAAGAUCUCUUCUGUUAUGGGAGCCCAAUUGCAUUGCCACCUCCUGA